This is a messenger RNA of Musca domestica (house fly), 1397 nucleotides long. RefSeq names its product ubiquitin-conjugating enzyme E2-18 kDa (gene Ubc10). The record is from RefSeq and is a predicted model, not a curated record. The transcript is spliced from 2 exons. Lineage: Eukaryota; Metazoa; Arthropoda; Insecta; Diptera; Muscidae. Bases 226 to 690 code for a protein of 154 amino acids.
UCAAAUCGGGGUGUUUUUGUUUUGCUUUCGAUUUUUAUCACACAUUCGACUUUGUUCGUCUUUUCUUUUUAUCGCGGCGUCAUUAUUCGAUAGCAGCUUUGUGGUCUGGCUCAUUUCUCAUCAUUUUCAUUUCUGUGAGUGUGUGGCGGCGUCGGUAGUUGGUUACUCAUAUUAUCGGAACACAUUAUUGCCAAAAUCACUUUCGUCCUACAGUAGAAGGCCACGAUGACUGCGCCACGUCGUUUACGCAAGGAGCUAACAGAUUUACAACAAUGCCAAUUGAAAUCGUUUCGUGAAAUCGCCACCGAUGAUGACAAUCUAUUGCGAUGGACCGGCUUGAUUGUGCCCGAAAAUCCACCCUACAACAAGGGAGCUUUUCGCAUUGAGAUCAACUUUCCGGCCGAAUAUCCAUUUAAGCCACCAAAGAUUAAUUUCAAAACAAAAAUCUAUCAUCCUAAUAUCGAUGAGAAGGGGCAAGUGUGUUUGCCCAUCAUAAGCACGGAAAAUUGGAAACCUGCCACACGAACAGAUCAAGUCAUACAGGCGCUGAUAGCUCUCAUAAACGAUCCGGAACCAGAGCAUCCAUUGCGUUCCGAUUUGGCGGAAGAGUUUCUGAGGGAUCGAAAGAAAUUCAUGAAGAAUGCUGAAGAUUUCACCCGCAAGAACAGCGAAAAAAGGCCAGCUGAUUAGUAAGCGAACGAUGACUGACAGCUAGUAAGAAAAAAAUCUGCAGUGAGAAAAAAAUGAAAACAAAACGAAAAAAAAGACUUCAGAACUAUUGCACCUAAGAAAGAAAGAAAUGUAACAAAAUCAACAACAAUAAGAAUAACAUUGUGAGCAAGAUUUGUCGUCCCCGCUUCGAAUAUAAGUAUGUUCUUUUUGCAUUACCUCUCUUAAACCUUUUGCUGCCUUUAUGCGUUUUUUUAUUUUUCCAAAAAUCAAUAAUAAUUGUAACAAAGAGAACAACAAACACACUAUUGUGAAUUUACAACAACAUGAGAAAUAGUAGAAGUCGCAGUAAAAUGCAACACAACCAACCGAACUAAAAACUAAAAUCAUCUGUCGGACACCCACCACCACCAGCCCCUGCUCAUUGUACUCUAUUGUCAGAGAAAAAAAAAAGAACGCUUUCCUUGCAAUGCCACUCAUCCACCAUUCAUUUACCUAUCCCAUUGUGUUUUUGUUGCUUUUGCUCUUACCAACGGCAAUUAUUCAGUCAUUGAGGAACCCCCCCAACAACACUCACUCACACACACCACAACCUUACCAUUAUUGUAUCAUUAUUAUUUUAAAAUUGUACUAUAUUGUUUUACAAAAUUCUAUUUUCAAACAUUUAACAAAAACAAAAUAAAUUGUAUUAAAAAGAAUACAGAAUUUAAAAAAUAGAAAUGAACAAA